This is a messenger RNA of Mercurialis annua (annual mercury), 1460 nucleotides long. RefSeq names its product E3 ubiquitin-protein ligase RSL1-like. The record is from RefSeq and is a predicted model, not a curated record. Bases 383 to 1201 code for a protein of 272 amino acids. Gene Ontology annotation, biological process: protein polyubiquitination; ubiquitin-dependent protein catabolic process; positive regulation of proteasomal ubiquitin-dependent protein catabolic process. Lineage: Eukaryota; Viridiplantae; Streptophyta; Magnoliopsida; Malpighiales; Euphorbiaceae. Gene Ontology annotation, molecular function: ubiquitin conjugating enzyme binding; ubiquitin protein ligase activity; zinc ion binding. The transcript is spliced from 4 exons. Gene Ontology annotation, cellular component: ubiquitin ligase complex; cytoplasm.
ACCACCAACUUACUCUCUCUCACACUUCCCUCCCAUUUUAAGUCACACACACACACUGCUCCUAUUUUUACAUCCCUUUUUUCACCUGCUCUCCUUAAUUCUCUGUUUGUUUCUCCAGAAAACUUACAGAAAUCUUAUUUUCUUUUUGCUCUAGCAACUAUAUUAUUGCAGAGAUGAAACCUUCUAUUGUAUGCGUAAAUUAGUUAUACGUAGAGGAAAAUUGCUAAGACGAAGCCUCAAAAAUUGGCAAAUGGAGGAACCUGGUGGGACUUUGAUAUAUUUCAACAAAAUAUGACCAUUAGAUGUAUGAGAAAGAAGUGGAGAGAGGCUAACCUCAAAAGCUUGUCUGAACUUUAUAAGCAAAAAAGGAAGCUCUCAUAACAUGGGAAACAGACUGCAAAAACCCCAAGAAACAAAGGUGGUAGAAGAGCACGAGCAACAAGUAGAAGAGGUGUCGAAUUUCACAUGUGAAAUAUGCUUUGAACCGAUGCUAUCGAACAGGAAAUUUAAGAAUGGUAGUUUAUGUUCUCAUCCUUUCUGCCUGGAUUGCAUAUCGAGAUAUGUUGAGGUAACAAUAGAAGCCAUCAGUGGGAACCUCAAAUGCCCUGGACUUAGUUGCAAGCAUCCAUUAGACCCUCUCUCAUGCAGGCCUAUCAUCGCAAAGCCUCUUUUCGACAAAUGGUGCGAUCUUCUAUGUGAUUCAGUGGCUUUAGGGGUCGAAAGGUGCUAUUGUCCAUACCGAGAUUGCUCAGCGUUGAUUUUAAAUGAAUGUAAGGAAAAUCUGAACAAAAUCAAAUGUCCUAACUGCAAGAAACACUUCUGCUAUCAAUGCAAGAUUCCGUGGCAUGCAGGAUAUCAGUGCACCGAGAGUGGACAACUGAGAGAUAGAAAUGAUGUUCUGGUUGGGGAACUUAUAGAGGAGAAGAAGUGGACUAGAUGCUAUAAUUGUGGCCACUCUGUUGAGCGAAUUAGUGGUUGCAGAGAAGUAAAAUGCAAAUGUGGAGUUCGUUUUUGCCAUCAAUGUGGAGAAAGAUUGCACUUGUGUUCUUGUAGGCACAAGCGUUGUGGAGAUGCUAUCUGCCUGUUCAUAUUUUUGGUGAUAUUUAUUAUAUUUUGCUAUCUCCUCUAUCUUACGCUGUGGAAAGGUUUCGUAAAUACAGCUUCGACGGAGAGAUGUUUAAGAAAUACUACGUACUUGUAAAUGAUGGUUAUAACCAAUGAGGUAUAGCUCAAAUGGUAUAAGCAUUUGGCAGCAAUAUGUUAGGUUGUGGGAUCGAUUCCUCGCACAAGCGCUUCCCCUCCAAUUUUUUUUUUUUUAAAAUGACGGUUAUAUAUGGUCCGGAGAAAAUUUGAACUUGUUGUUACUAAUGCCACUGUUAUGAGCACUGUUUUAAUAUAUUAUCAUGCAAAUAUAUGUGCAUGCACUCUUAUUAUGAUAGUGGAACCUCUGUUAUGGGUUA